AUGUCCAAUCUCCCCUCUGAGCCCGAGUUCGAGCAGGCCUACAAAGAGCUUGUCUCUACCCUUGAAAACUCCUCUCUUUUCGAAAAGAAUCCCGAGUACAGGAAAGCCCUGAAAGUCUGCUCCAUUCCCGAGCGAAUCAUCCAAUUCCGAGUGGUCUGGGAGGAUGACAAGGGCGAGGUUCAGGUGAACCGGGGCUACCGAGUGCAGUUUAACUCGGCCCUGGGCCCUUACAAAGGCGGUCUUCGAUUCCACCCGACGGUGAACCUGUCUGUCUUGAAGUUUUUGGGCUUUGAACAGAUCUUCAAGAACGCUCUCACGGGCCUGAACAUGGGUGGUGGUAAAGGUGGUGCAGACUUUGAUCCUAAGGGCAAGUCGGACAAUGAGAUCAGGAAAUUUUGCUGUGCUUUCAUGAGCGAACUCGGAAAACAUAUUGGAGCUGAUACCGACGUGCCGGCUGGCGACAUUGGUGUCUCUGGUCGUGAAAUUGGCUGGCUUUUUGGACAAUACAAGAAGCAGACGAAACUGUGGGAGGGCGUCCUGACCGGCAAAGGAGGUGACUGGGGAGGCUCCCUCAUUCGACCAGAGGCCACUGGCUACGGUGUUGUAUACUAUGUUGAGCAUAUGAUCAAAUAUGCCACCGGCGGAAAAGAAUCCUUUGCAGGCAAGAAAGUCACUAUCUCUGGCUCUGGAAAUGUCGCCCAAUUCGCUGCCCUCAAAGUCAUCGAACUCGGCGGUACUGUCCUCUCUCUCAGCGAUAGUAAAGGUGCUAUCAUUGCCACAACCGAUGCAGGUAUUGACCCCGAGAUGAUUGACAUCAUUGCGAAGUUGAAAGUGGACCGGAAACAACUCUCUGAGGUCGCCACCACGGCCGAUUUCAGCAGCAGGGUGAAGUACAUUGAUGGGGCUCGACCGUGGUUGCAUGUCGGUCAGGUUGAUGUGGCGCUGCCCUCUGCUACUCAGAACGAAGUGUCUGGUGAGGAAGCCGAAGGUCUGAUCAAGGCUGGGUGCAAAUUCAUCGCUGAAGGCAGCAACAUGGGUUGCACCCAGGCCGCAAUCGAUGUGUUUGAGAACCAUAGAAAGGCCAACAAGGAUAAGGCUGUCUGGUAUGCCCCUGGUAAGGCUGCCAAUGCCGGCGGUGUGGCUGUCUCCGGUCUCGAGAUGGCUCAAAACUCUGCACGCAUCAAGUGGACCACUGAAGAAGUCGAUGCUAAGUUGAAGGACAUCAUGAAGAACUGCUUUGAGAAUGGAUUGCAGACCGCAAAGACAUAUGUCACCCCGGCUGAGGGUGAGUUCCCCAGUUUGGUUGCCGGUAGCAACAUUGCCGGAUUCAGCAAGGUUGCCGCUGCUAUGAAAGAUCAAGGCGAUUGGUGGUAG
This is a messenger RNA of Rhinocladiella mackenziei CBS 650.93, 1374 nucleotides long. RefSeq names its product NADP-specific glutamate dehydrogenase. The coding region runs from base 1 to 1374 and encodes 457 amino acids. The transcript has 4 exons. Gene Ontology annotation, cellular component: cytosol. Gene Ontology annotation, molecular function: L-glutamate dehydrogenase (NADP+) activity. Lineage: Eukaryota; Fungi; Ascomycota; Eurotiomycetes; Chaetothyriales; Herpotrichiellaceae. The record is from RefSeq and is a predicted model, not a curated record.